Sus scrofa (pig) is the source of this 1283-nucleotide messenger RNA. RefSeq names its product olfactory receptor 5V1-like. Gene Ontology annotation, molecular function: olfactory receptor activity; G protein-coupled receptor activity. Gene Ontology annotation, cellular component: membrane. NCBI's taxonomy places the organism in Eukaryota, Metazoa, Chordata, Mammalia, Artiodactyla, Suidae. Gene Ontology annotation, biological process: G protein-coupled receptor signaling pathway. The record is from RefSeq and is a predicted model, not a curated record.
UGAUAAUGCAUAGAAUUUAUUUGUUGUGGGAUUGUGCAUUUUUACAGGUAUAUCUAAUGGUUUUUGAUUAGUUAUAUUACCUUUUCACCUGUGAAGUUUUUUAUUUUCUUGUUUUGUAGCCUGUUUCUGGAGCAGUACAGAUUACAGAAAUCCUUUGUUCCCAAUUGUGAAGGAAAACCGGAAUUAUAUUAUGGAAGGAGAAAACCAAACAGUUCUGUUUGAGUUUAUCAUCUUGGGAUUCUCCAACUUAAAAGAGUUACAAUUUUUACUUUUCACCAUCUUCCUUGUAACUUAUAUCUGUACUUUGGGAGGAAAUAGCUUCAUAAUUUUGGAAACCAUGACUAAUCUGCACCUGCACACGCCUAUGUAUUUUUUUCUGGAAAACUUAGCUUUUCUUGACAUCUGCUACACCACCACCAAUGUUCCCCAGAUGAUGGCGCAUCUUCUGUCCGAGAAAAAAAGCAUUUCCUAUUUAGGUUGCAUGGCUCAACUUUUUGCAUUUAUUUUUUUUGUGGGAUCAGAGUCCCUGCUCCUGGCAGCAAUGGCGUAUGAUCACUAUAUUGCAAUCUGUAAGCCCUUAAGGUAUUCAGUUAUUAUGAACAAGGUUCUGUAUAGCCAGUUAGCAGCCUCCUGCUGGUCUGGUGGUUUCCUCAAUUCAACGGUGCACACAGUACUGACAUUCCGACUGCCCUUCUGUGGCAACAAUCAGAUUAAUUAUUUCUUCUGUGAUAUACCUCCUUUGUUGGUCUUGUCUUGCGGGGACACUUCUGUCAAUGAAUUGGCACUACUAUCCAUUGGGGUGGUCAUUGGUUGGACUCCUUUCCUGUGUAUUGUCCUUUCCUACCUCUAUAUUAUCUCCACCAUCUUGAGGAUCCGAUCCUCCAAGGGGAGACAAAAGGCCUUUUCCACCUGUGCCUCCCACCUGACCAUUGUCCUUCUCUAUUAUGGCAGCGCCAUCUUCACAUAUGGACGACCCAUCUCAACAUAUUCACUGGAAAAAGACAGGCUGAUCUCAGUAUUGUAUAGUAUUGUUACCCCCAUGCUAAAUCCUAUAAUCUACUCCUGGAGGAAUAAAGAUAUUCAAGAGGCUAUGCAAGUUAUGGGGAGAAAGUGGAAGGCUUCAAGCUCCCUCUCUUUUGAUGUGUAAGUUUUUCUUUUCUAAGAAGAUGACAUUACAAAACUGGCCAUUUUACUUAUAGAGCUGAUUUUGGCUAAUUACUCUCAAACAAAAGUAAAAGUCAAUGCAAAUUUUCACAUCCAGCACUUUCAGAAACACUCUCGCU